AGCCGACGUGCCAGGACCUUACCGUGGGGACAAAAACGAUGAUACAACACCCAAGUAUUUUUCCAAAAAAAUAAUCCCUGGUAGAUAGCCUACUGUAUGCCAAAAUCUCUGCUAAGAAGAAAGCUCCUCCUGCACCUGCCAAACGUUUUCGUUAGGACGGAUUGUUCCCCGAGAAGCUUGCGAAAUGGACGUGAAUGACUCAGGCCUGGCAUGGUUGCAGCAAUACCCUCCGUCCUUGAACUCACACUCUGAGGUUUUCACUCCUGUGACCCUGUGGGACUACGCUGAAUGUCUGUCUGGCAUCCUGAUCUGCUGUGAAAAUGGAAUUGUUGUGGCAACCAUUUUAUCCUCCCAUCUGCUGCGAGCACCCAUGUUCCUUCUCAUCGGCUCACUUGCGUGGGCAGACUCUCUGGCUGGGGUGGGUCUCGUUCUUCGCUUCCUGUCACGCAUAACUGUGUAUUCGGAAGUGCUCUCACUAGCCAGUGUGUGUGUGUGUGUGGGUGCCCUCAGUGCGAGUGUGUGCUCUCAGCUGGGCAUCACCCUGGACCGUUUCCUGUCACUACGCUGCGCGCUGACGUACGGCUCUCACACACACCGCACACACACACGUGCCGCGCUCGCCCUCGCGUGGUUUCUGGCGGCACUGCAAGGGGCCUUGCCACUGCUGGGUGUGAGCUGCGUGCUGGACUCCCUCUCGUCCACGCACUUCAACGCGUGCAGCGUGGUGCAUCCCCUGACGCGGAUUCACCUGAGCGUCCUCUGCGGCGGCUUCCUCUUGAUCCUGGCGGUGAUGCUGCAGCUGAACGCGCACAUCUGCCAGGUGGUGCGACGCCAUGCCCGGAUGAUCGCCCUGCAGCGCCACACUCUCCCGCACGCACACACUCCCAGCCGCUGCCGCACGCACACCCUGGCGCUCGGCUUUGCCACCUUCGCCAGCUGCUGGUUGCCCUUCACCCUCUACGGUCUCCUAGGCGAUGGCUCAGCGCCAGGUCACUACACCUAUGCAACACUAGUACCUGUAGCAACACACUUACUGAUCAACCCGCUCAUCUACGCCUACCGCAACACGCACAUCCGCAAAAUCCUGCUCAAGGCUUUUGGCUGUUCCCACACACAUCUGCAACACACACACACACCCAGUGACGUCUGACACAGUGACGUCUCACACUACAUGAUCUUCUAGAACUGGGAAACUGAUGGAUCUCAUGAACACUUCACUGCCAAAGGCUGCUGCCAACACCUGCCCCUAAAGAAGAGGUAGAGAGAGCUGGACAGAGCUUAGCCCAUCGGACCUGUGCCUCAUUAUCUCCUGCACUUUAUAUAAGACAGACUGAUGUUAACUGAGAACGACACUGCUGAAACUGAUGAGUAGUAUAACUACUGAAAUGGUGCUAGUAUACCUGAUGAGUCUGUGCAGCUGUCUUAGCUUUAAUGGUUUAUAAGAGAACAUUGAAGUUUGUCAGCAUGAAUGUAAUU
Messenger RNA from Alosa sapidissima (American shad), 1476 nucleotides. RefSeq names its product G protein-coupled receptor 186 (gene gpr3). Bases 185 to 1150 code for a protein of 321 amino acids. The transcript has 2 exons. Gene Ontology annotation, biological process: G protein-coupled receptor signaling pathway. The record is from RefSeq and is a predicted model, not a curated record. NCBI's taxonomy places the organism in Eukaryota, Metazoa, Chordata, Actinopteri, Clupeiformes, Clupeidae. Gene Ontology annotation, cellular component: membrane. Gene Ontology annotation, molecular function: G protein-coupled receptor activity.